Molecule: messenger RNA, 2006 nt
Organism: Adelges cooleyi (spruce gall adelgid)
Lineage: Eukaryota; Metazoa; Arthropoda; Insecta; Hemiptera; Adelgidae
Exons: 2
Coding region: 323-1804 (493 amino acids)
Source: RefSeq, a predicted model, not a curated record
AUUACUACAUAUAUUUAUUUAAUUACUUUAUUUUAUUACAAACAAUAUGUAGUGUGACACUAGAAAACAGCGGAAUAAAAAUAUAUUUUACAAAUUCCCCACUUCCACUUAAACGGUUUAGAAUGAAACACCAAAUUUAUGUCGAUGAUUAACGCGCUUACGUACGCACAGUCAAUCCCGUACUUGCGUUUAUAGCUCUGCAUUUGUAACUCGUGCAUUAUCACUUAAUGAAAUUUUAUUUAUUUAAUUUUCAUUAAUAAUUUGAAGUACUCAGAAAUACUUUAGCUCUCGCUGUACAUUGUAAGUAUAGCGUAUACCGAAAAUGGCUAUCCGAUUGAAGCGGACCGCGUCGGUUAUCAUCUUGUUGGCAUUUGUUAACAUGGCGGACGGCGUGUGGCCUUUUAAAAAAUCCAGCAAAGUUCCACAGCCGAAGACAGGGCAAUUCAUACGUCUGGAAGGACAGACGGAGUCGCAACAAAUUAGAUGCAACGACGCGUACUACAUGAUGUCAUAUCUUCAUCUGACGAAUCCGAAAUACUAUGUUUAUCCAACUCAGGUGGACACUUUACACAGGAACAUCAACAUGAACUAUUCGGGAUGGGCGAGAAAAAUGUUGGUGACCGCGUUCAACGUCGCCCCGAACGACACGGACGUGCACUGGCUAAUGUAUUUGUACUUCACGCGGAUAGAAGCGCACGUGGCCAAUGAUCCGCGCAAAUAUUUUCUGCCCGUCCUGCGUAAGGCACAUUACGGGAUGUAUGAAGUGCUGCGUUACACGAUGACAGAAAACAAUUGCACAAUGAUCCAUCCGAAGACCAAGGAUGAGUACAAAUUCGUUAGUUAUGUUGCCGACAUUGAACGGUUUCAACCAAAAUACAAAGACUUUAAGAAAAACUCGGAUGCGGUGAUUCAAAUUCUGAAGAAGCACUGGCCUACCGUAAUUCAUAACAUGAGUUUGGGCCGUUGCCAAAAAGAGGCCGGUACUUCUGGUGCAGGACCAAGUGAUCAGCCUCUGACCGAAAAACAUUUUACCAAAAACGCACUGUAUUUGAACGACGUGUUCGAGAACGAAAAGGCGGCCACUCUGCUGAAUGAUUUCGGAGUGUUUGAAGACGGAAAUAAGUUGAUCCGGUAUCUGAAGUCAACAAUUGACCUGAUUAGUAAGAAGUUUAAGUUUUUCGGGCAGUACAUCUUAUUCCUGGUAGAAUUCCACGAACACGUGCAGCAUGCUUUAAAAACGAUAAUGUUGCGUAUCUAUUAUGAUUUUUUGGAAAAAUUGCAAAAGCUAAACAAAGACCUUCGAGAGGAACACUUCAAACAAUUUUUAAGACCCUUCGACGAAUGGUGUGAUUUUUUGGACUUACCCAAAGAAUCAAACGGUUUCUACAUGUCAGAAUUACCGCGAUCGUGGACGGAAGACGAUACUACCUCAGAAACAAUCAUCCCAGGCACAAAGAAAUUGGUGAUCACCACGUUGACGGAAAUCUCUAAAACGUCAAAGUGCUCCCAUGACAAUCACACGGUCGAAUCGUUGCAGAAGAUCAACAUUGUUGAAGCACAGAUAUUGAUGACCGCCCAAAAAUAUGAAGUAACGCUCGACCCCAAAUUCGAAGCCUCAAAAAACCUACUGCAGGGAGACAUUCGACUGACAAUUAUGUGUGCCGAAACAUUGGUCGCAUUUAUGAAAAAUAUAUUUGUGCAUAUCGAUUUCAGAGUGAUCCAAUCGUUGAUCAAGCUCCGAAAUUCGAAAGAUUUCAAGCAAUUUGAAGUAUACGAAAAUGCUUACGAUCCGUACAAGGCUUAACUUGAAGAUGAAACAAAAUCCGUUCAAGUUUGCGGUGGCCCAACUAUUAUUGAGUAUAAUACCGUUUAACCACGACAAAACAUUGAACUCAGCCUUACAUUAUGUUUUUACUCUUCGUGGAAUCAUUGUCAUUUCAACGGUAUCUAUGCUUCUGGUUGUAUUGAUUUGUAGUAUAUAUUUUAACCUCGUAUAUAAACUGUAA